UACUUUGAAGAUUCAGAUUUGAGGUUGAAGAAAGGAAGACGCAUUUGGGGACUGAUCUGCUGCCUCUAGACUUCUUCUCUAGGGUGAAAAUUCACUGUUCUUCUCUGUGGUCUCAGUGCUGCCUAGCCGGUAGAUAAAGAUCGGUCAAAUAGCUGACUACACAGACUCUGCCUUUUCCGUGUUUUCGUGGCCAGAGACAUGACCUGACGCCUUGAUGACCAGUCUCAGGGCCCUUGGGUGACUGGCUGGGGCACCAUGGAACUUAAAGUAUGGGUGGACGGAGUUCAGAGGAUUGUUUGUGGGGUCACCGAAGUCACAACUUGCCAGGAAGUUGUCAUAGCCUUAGCUCAAGCGAUAGGUCGAACUGGAAGGUACACGCUUAUAGAAAAAUGGAGAGAUACUGAAAGACACUUAGCACCUCAUGAAAAUCCUAUCAUAUCCUUAAACAAAUGGGGGCAGUACGCUAGUGACGUACAGCUGAUUUUACGUCGAACGGGGCCCUCUCUCAGUGAGCGGCCCACGUCGGAUGGUGUGGCUCGAGUUCCUGAAAGAACUUUAUGCAGGCAGAGUUUGCCCCCCUUAGCUAAACUGAGGCCUCAGAUUGACAAAGCAAUCAAAAGGAGAGAGCCUAAAAGGAAAUCGUUAACAUUUACAGGAGGUGCCAAAGGGUUAAUGGACAUUUUUGGAAAAGGUAAAGAAACUGAAUUUAAGCAAAAGGUGCUGAAUAACUGCAAAACAACAGCAGAUGAGUUAAAGAAGCUGAUCCAUUUGCAGACAGAGAAGCUCCAAUCCAUUGAGAAAGAGCUAGAAUCAAAUGAAAUAGAAAUACGAUUUUGGGAGCAAAAAUAUAAUUCUAGCCUUGAAGAGGAAAUUGUCCGCCUGGAGCAAAAGAUCAAAAGAAACGAUGUAGAAAUUGAAGAGGAAGAAUUUUGGGAAAAUGAAUUACAGAUUGAACAGGAAAAUGAAAAACAGCUGAAAGAUCAACUUCAAGAAAUAAGACAGAAAAUAACAGAAUGUGAGAGCAAAUUAAAGGACUAUUUGGGUCAAAUCCAGACUAUGGAAAGUGGUCUUGAAGCAGAAAAAUUGCAACGGGAAGUUCAAGAGGCACAGGUCAAUGAAGAAGAGGUUAAAGGAAAGAUCGGUAAGGUCAGAGGGGAAAUUGACAUUCAAGGCCAGCAGAGUCUGAGGCUGGAAAAUGGUAUUAAAGCUGUGGAAAGAUCUCUUGGACAAGCCACCAAACGAUUACAGGACAAAGAACAAGAAUUGGAGCAGCUGACCAAGGAGCUGCGGCAAGUCAACCUCCAGCAGUUUAUCCAGCAGACAGGGACGAAAGUCACCGUUUUGCCAGCGGAGCCCAUCGAAGUGGAGGCCUCGCAUGCAGACCUAGAAAGGGAGGCACCAUUCCAGUCGGGGUCUCUGAAGCGACCUGGGUCCUCUCGGCAGCUCCCCAGUAAUCUUCGUAUUCUACAGAAUCCUAUCUCGUCUGGUUUUAAUCCUGAAGGCAUAUAUGUAUAACAUUAUCUGUCUUCAGGGGAGAGACCCAGUAAAGGUACCAAGGACAGUGAAAAUUCCUUCUUUGAUUUUGUGCCAAUGAUGAACAGAGGAUAUAUUUCACAAGCCACCGUAUCUUUUUUCUGUCCUAAAUUGCAUACCACUUGGAGCCAUACCCUGUGCACUGAUGCUAAAGAACAAAGAAACUGUGUUUUCACACAUCCACAGUGUUGAUGUUUUUGUCCAGCAGCUGUAAUGCAAAGCCUUCAUUUUUAUUUGUAGCAUUUUGAGAGCAUUAGGAAAGUAUUAUACUGUGUGUAUACAUAAAUAAAACCAUGACUUCAGAAUGAAGAGAAAUAUGUGACUGGCUUAGUUUAUUUAUUCCAUGUAAUCAAUUAAGGAGUGAAUGUUGAUGUUUUAAUAUUUUUUAUUAAUACUUAUCCUGUGACUGAGUUACAUUGCAUAUUGUGUGAUGAUGACUUUGUGUGCAUGUUGCCAGACUCCAUGCGUUGCUGAAUUACAGCUACACAAGUGUCAUAGGGGGCUCCGCCAUGGAAACUGACUCCAGAAGAACUGACUUGCAUUUACCUUGUGAACCCAUCCUAGCCACUGCUUAAUUAGGUGAGAUAAUUCAGGUUUUCUUUUUAAUCUGGUGUUUAAUCUUUCCUUUACAGUAUUCCUAGCAUAUGAAUGAACCACAUACAAGAACAGAAAUAUUUUCAUGAAGUAAAUUACAUGUUUAAAAGGUUCGCAGUGCUUCAGACACUGUUGAACAAAAACGUAAUUGUUGAAUAUCUAUCCAAACAGGCAUGGGGUUUCCUGAUACAUUACGUGUUUUGUUUCUGCCCUGCCUCAUUAUUUUAGUCUCACGGAGCCUCAGAGUCGCCAUCAUACAUAAAUUAGAGAUGUCUUUAAAAAAAAAAAAAA
Messenger RNA from Balaenoptera musculus (blue whale), 2418 nucleotides. It is a transcript of the gene RASSF8, whose product is annotated as Ras association domain family member 8. The record is from RefSeq and is a predicted model, not a curated record. The transcript is spliced from 5 exons. Gene Ontology annotation, biological process: signal transduction. NCBI's taxonomy places the organism in Eukaryota, Metazoa, Chordata, Mammalia, Artiodactyla, Balaenopteridae. The coding region runs from base 256 to 1515 and encodes 419 amino acids.